GUCUCCGGCCGACUGAGGGAAGAGCUCCGCCCCGUCUUCGACCGAAUGCUACGGAGGCGGAAGCGUCUCAACAACAGCUACAGCGAGGAAGCUGUCUCCGUCCUCGAAGUGAGCCAGGCUCUUGAGGAACUACAACUCGGCCCCCGCCAGCGGGAUGACCAGGCCAAGAUCUACGAGCUGCUGAAUGAAGUCAACGAGUUUGGCUUCCAGCCGUUGACCUUAGACUUCGAGUCCUUUGUGCGCUUCGUGCGCCAGGUGAAGGAGUGGCAGGCGAUGCGCCACCGCGCAGAGGAUCGUGGCUACGGCGCGAACCUGAACUUGGACGAGCGGCAAGUCGAUGAGUAUCGAGUCAUCUUCGACAUCAUCGAUGUCCACGGCAACGGAGAGCUUGAUCUGACUGGUGUGAAGCGGGCUUAUGGGCUCCUGCAGCAGAAGAGCCUUCCUUUCGAAGAGCUGCGAAGGUUCUUCGAGACGUUGGACCUCGACUCCAGCGGCUCCAUCAGUUUCCGUGAGUUCUUGCACAUGACCAACCUCGUUGCCAAGCAGCAUCGCUACCGAGCCGUGCCUGCGGGAAGCAGUAUUUUCUCGCCACGGCGCGGGUCGGCAGGUCGAGGUAUGUCGCCCUUCCUCUCACGACGGUCAAGUGAGAAUGCUUAG
Symbiodinium sp. CCMP2592 is the source of this 657-nucleotide messenger RNA. NCBI's taxonomy places the organism in Eukaryota, Dinophyceae, Suessiales, Symbiodiniaceae. The record is from the annotation of a GenBank genome assembly.